ACUUUGAUGAGAACACGCUUUCUGGGUCUGUGAGAAGAACGCACCACAGACAGAGAAGGUUUGUGAGAAGUAAAGAAGACGCAAACAGUGCUUUGAUUUUGAUUGGAUAAAAGGAACAAAUAAACAAAGUUAUAUUGGAAACGUGCCUAACGCUACUUCUUCGCCACAUGCAACAGUGACGCCACGUCACCGCAAGAUCCAUUCGUUUGGAAUCAUCGUUCCACCCACCUUGGUUCCAUCCAUCUUCAAAAAGCAAAGAAUUUGAGUAAUGGGUUUUGAAAUUCAAGUAAUUUGAGUCGUGGGUUUUGAAAUUCACGCGAUUUGGGACGUGAGUUUUUGAAAUUCGAGGCCAUUUGGUUGAUGGGUUUGGGAGGAAUCUGAGGAAAAUUUUCAAUGUCGGAGAGCGAUCAGCGUCGUCUUCUCGGGGCUUCCGAGGAUGACGUGGAGUCUGGAGGGUCGGAAUUGGCUUUGGCGGUCGUCAAUGGCAGCAGUGGCAACAACAACAACAACAACAAAGGUUUUAGGGAUUUGUUAAGGUUGUCGGGUCACCGACACAGUUUGAAGCGCAUUGAGAAAGAAGAAGAUAGAGAUAGAGACAGGGAUAGGGGUAUAGAUAGAGAUAGAAGAGAUCAAAAUCGGCAUCUCCACGAUGUGGAUCUUGAUUCUUCUGUUGAUGUGCUUGGGGACAGUGCACCUCCUGAAUGGGCGUUGCUUCUUAUUGGUUGCCUCAUUGGACUCACCACUGGGCUAUUUGUGGCACUUUUCAAUAAAGGGGUGCAUGUAAUACAUGAAUGGGUAUGGGCUGGUACUCCAGUUGAAGGUGCUGCCUGGCUUCGUAUUCAGAGAUUGGCUGAUACAUGGCAUCGAAUCCUUUUAAUACCUGUCACUGGAGGAGUCAUUGUUGGCAUGAUGUGUGGUUUACUGGAAAUACUGGACCAAAUAAAGCAAUCCACUUCCUCUCAAACACAAGGAUUUGAUUUUCUUGCAGGAAUCUUUCCAACAAUAAAGGCUAUCCAGGCUGCAGUUACUUUAGGUACUGGGUGUUCAUUGGGUCCUGAAGGUCCUAGUGUUGAUAUUGGGAAGUCAUGUGCCAAUGGAUUCUCACUAAUGAUGGAACACGACAGAGAAAGGAAAAUAGCACUUGUUGCGGCUGGUGCAGCAGCUGGUAUUUCUUCAGGCUUCAAUGCUCCAGUUGCUGGUUGUUUCUUUGCUAUUGAAACUGUGCUGAGGCCUCUUCGUGCAGAGAACUCACCCCCAUUUACAACUGCCAUGAUUAUAUUGGCUUCUGUUAUCUCGUCAACUGUAUCUAAUGUUUUACAGGGGACCCAAUCAGCUUUUACAAUACCCGAGUAUGAUUUGAAAUCUGCUGCUGAGCUACCUUUAUACCUGAUAUUGGGAAUGCUAUGUGGUGUUAUAAGUGUGGCCCUGACUCGUUUGGUUGCUUGGUUCACCAAAUUAUUUAAGAUUAUUCAAGAUAAGUUUGGCAUUCCUACCGUGGUCUGCCCUGCUUUAGGUGGCUUUGGAGCUGGGAUCAUUGCUCUUAAAUAUCCUGGAAUAUUGUAUUGGGGUUUCACAAAUGUGGAAGAAAUUCUACGUACUGGAAAGAGUGCUUCAGCUCCUGGAAUAUGGCUUCUGGCUCAAUUGGUAGCUGCUAAGGUUAUUGCAACGGCUCUUUGCAAGGGAUCUGGGCUAGUAGGUGGUCUUUAUGCACCGAGUUUAAUGAUAGGUGCCGCAGCUGGUGCUGUAUUUGGAGGCUUUUCUGCUGAAGUUAUUAAUUCAGCAAUUCCUGGAAAUACUGCUGUUGCUCAGCCCCCAGCAUAUGCUCUGGUUGGAAUGGCUGCUACACUAGCAUCUGCUUGUUCUGUUCCUUUGACAUCGGUUCUACUUCUUUUUGAGCUGACAAAAGAUUAUAGGAUACUGCUUCCACUCAUGGGAGCUGUUGGAUUGGCAAUAUGGGUACCCUCAGUGACAAACCGGGUGAAGGAGAGUGAGACACCUGAUUCAAGUAAAUCAGCAAGAGGAUACUCUCCAAUUUCACAUGCCGGAUAUGAUAAUGAAGAUAACUGGAGACAAGCCAAUGAUGGGAAUGAUUUAGAACUCCGUAUUGUUGAUGGCACUAAUCUUGAACCAAUUGAUAAGGAACUGCUUCUGGACAAUCUUCAGGUUUCUCAGGCCAUGUCAAAACAAUAUCUGAAGGUUUUGUCAUCUGCAACCCUGAAAGAUGCAAUAAAAUGCAUGCAUGACAGCCAGCAGAAUUGUGUGCUGGUGGUUGAUAAAGAAGAUUUUCUAGAAGGAAUAUUGACAGAUGGUGACGUUAAAAGGUGUCUGUCCCAGAAGUCUAAUGACACUUCGAAUGGCGAUUCAGGGAUUGUGGAUGCAAACACAUGCCUUGUUUCCUCUGUUUGUACUCGAGGGAUGAGCUAUCGUGGACGAGAGCGAGGAAUCUUAACCUGCUAUCCAAAUACUAGUUUGGCUAUGGCCAAAGAGUUGAUGGAGGCCAAGGACAUUAAGCAAUUACCAGUGGUUAAACGUGGUGUAGAUCACAGUAGAGAAAUGAAGAGGAGAAUUGUUGGUCUUCUUCAUUAUGAUGCACUAUGGCAAUGUCUCAGGAAAGAUAUUAAUCACAGGCAGACAGCCCAUCAAAAUAGGACAGAUAACAAUUUGGCUGUGAAAACAACAAAUGGGCACUAAUUCUGUAGUCAAUCUUUUUUGUUGCUCUUAUGAAGGAAAUAGUGAGGUUGUAGCAAGAAGCUCCCUUGGUUGCCUUCAAAAGUGAGACUAUAUAAUUCAUGUAUAUUCUAGUGCCAAAAUAAUGGUUAUUGGAUAAGGAAGAAAGUAUUUCCAACCCCCACAAGUCUAAAUCAUAACUUGAGAUUCUUUUGCAUAAUUUAGGACACUGCAGCGUGUAAAGUAACUCUUGAGAAGCAAAGGACUACGGAAUACGAUGGGAAAUAGAAAAAAAGGUGUUUAAACACUGAAAUUUGUUCCUUUUGUAUUUCUAUUCUUCCCUCCUCAACAUUGGACUUUUUUUUAGGCAAAGCAAAAGCAUACUUAAUUUCGAUACCAUUUUAUUUUAUGAAAAUUCUGUUAUGCCAUGGUUCAUCUUGUGAA
Glycine soja is the source of this 3111-nucleotide messenger RNA. RefSeq names its product chloride channel protein CLC-f-like. NCBI's taxonomy places the organism in Eukaryota, Viridiplantae, Streptophyta, Magnoliopsida, Fabales, Fabaceae. The transcript has 9 exons. Gene Ontology annotation, biological process: chloride transport; transmembrane transport. Gene Ontology annotation, cellular component: chloroplast; membrane; Golgi apparatus. Gene Ontology annotation, molecular function: voltage-gated chloride channel activity. The coding region runs from base 394 to 2691 and encodes 765 amino acids. The record is from RefSeq and is a predicted model, not a curated record.